Molecule: messenger RNA, 2459 nt
Organism: Marchantia polymorpha subsp. ruderalis
Lineage: Eukaryota; Viridiplantae; Streptophyta; Marchantiopsida; Marchantiales; Marchantiaceae
Source: the annotation of a GenBank genome assembly
CGCGAGGGAUUAUUGUAAAAAUAUUUAUUAAAAAAGAAAAUAGGCUGGUCAUUACAUUAUCUUGGAAUCCCUACUUUCUCUAAACCGAAUAUGAUUUUAUGGACUGUAUGAGGGAAAGCGGAAUUAAUCAAGCCGAAGAGCGUAGUUGAUAUUACAUCCUGACUGUCUUCUUUUAUAAUCGGGUGAACACUAGAUAAAAUUUGAACCAUGUGCCAAAGUAAAAGUUGUAAACUAAAGUAAAGUUUAUAAACAUGCUAAUUUUUAUGCAAGAAUAUUUAUACAACAUAAGAAUUCAAAAAAAUAUUUAUCCAAAUCAGCGGAUUUUUAUGUAAGGAGCAGACUUAGUUUAGGCAUAUCGCACGUAAAGAAUUCAUUUCGAGAAGAGUAGUAGUUCUUCAAUAGACUUAUUAGUAAGUGUCCUGAAAAUUUUAGAAAUGUUGACAUCGAACAGCCGGCUAACGAUUGCGAUUGGGAUUGGGAAGAAUGUGAUGCACCGUACUUCGAAACAGCUCAGACAGAUGGAGGAGGACCUGACGCCCAAAUGGGUCAAAACUGAUUUUGUAGCGAAGGGGGAAGCUCGUGGCUACUAGUUAGAGCCCUAUAGAUGGAGCAAUUAGCCGCGUCUUUACUCCUUAGCUACAUGGCUGGAUAUGGCGGACUGAUCCUCGAGCUGGAUUCUGGAGAGCUCGGAAAUCAUCAUCUCCUUGGGUGAUUGAUUGCUAGACUUUUGAAGGAUGGUGACACAUGGGAAAAGGAUGGAAUCUUGGCGUCCCCCACCAAUGGAGGUCGGACUUCCAUGCCUUGUGUGCCAAAUAUCUUCAAAAUCUUCCAUUCACACGUCGAGAGAAUACGCUCUCUCACAUGGGACUGCUUGAUUGCACUGACUCGAAUUAUCACGACUGUACUGCGUCCUUCGAGGUCCAGAUUCUCUCAUUACAAUCGACCAUUGUCACCUCCAACCCCAUCCCUCUCCCAUUCGAUCCAGGUGUUGUCUCUCGGGUAGUUGGAGGCGUCCUCACUCUUUCACCUGACCUCCACAUUCGAACUCUCCACUCGUUUCCGCUACCAUGGAUGUGUUGUUGCUAACACGUUUGUCGUCCGACCGUCACUCCGAUCACGUCACAGUACGUGUCCGCUUGGUCUGGAAGCUAUCCGAGAGCAGCAGCGAGCAUUAGAUCUUUCUGAUCUCCUGCCCUCGCGUUUAGAGGAAUCGAGCUCGAGCCCAGAUGUCACCAUUCUCCUGAAGGACCGGAAACAGCCGAGCCCACAAACUCAGAGCGCCAUCAGGUCGUGACAGGGGCUGUCUGUACCGGAGAUCCAUGAGCACAUUUGGCCCGGGGGUGCAACCUCGGGCCUCCAGCGAAGACGGAGGGAGCUAUCACAUCACGUAUCGCAUCUCUGCAGGGCUAAAAUCACGACCACCCUCGGUCUCAGACAUGAUUCGAUCGUUCAGAGCCACCUGGUCGCUAAAUCCGACCUCUAGAUGUCGACGUUCUAGAACGAUGGGGCUUAGCUCCUCCUCAUUCCUUAGCCCCCCGGGGGUAAGGGAUGAGCCACUCGCACUGCCACCGCGACACAUGGUCGCCCACUCGGUGCACGUACUACGAACUACGAAAUACUAACUACGUAAGUACAUACGUACGUAGUUCCUCCAUCGGACAGGCGGCAAUAAAGCGCAUGAUUGCUCUUGGGCCAGUCAGUACCUGCAGGCUCGCGUGGCGACAAGUCGAGUGGAUCGACAGGUGCCUGGAUCCUUUGCCCCACGACUAGAUACUGACCGGUCGAGCCGGUGACCGCAUUUCAGGCAGUCGAGGGCUUAGUGGUGGCAAUUAUGGCAGCCGGCGACGAUCGUGGUCGACUGCGAGACUCGGUGGCUCCGUGAGACGAAGGGUGGUGGUGGCGGCGCAUCGAUUGUAUGGAAGCAGGGUCAAUACUAUGAAUGUAGCUCGUGGAGCCUGGUUCGUUCUAUAACGGGAGAUAUGGCGGAAUCAGGAACUGUCCAGCAGCGACAGGAACAAACAAACGAAGGAAGGAACUGGGGAAGCAGCGGUGGCGAGAGGCCAUCCAUUCAUGCGAUGUGCUGGCUCCAGAGUCGGACAAUAGUGCUGGUUUCGGUCACGUGAGUGGAUAUUUUACACACCCAUCCUUCGCUUCUGAGGUUCGAGUCUCGUGUGAGAGCCCUCCGUCUCCUGUGCCUCCUCCUGUGGUUGGAACAUUGAACAUCUUUUGGGAACUCUUUCCAUCCUCUGCGAAGUGGUGCAUGGAAUGAGGUCGAGCUUUGACGACACUGGACCACUCCCACUUUGUCGGUUAGACCUGCACGUUCUGCGGAUAAGUCCACGAUGGAGCUUCAUCUUAGGUACAGUAUCUGUGUUUGGGUCUCAAAGCCUGCGAGGGCCACCAGUUCUACAGCAUGCCAAACGAAUCAUCUUGUUGCAUUUCAGAAGGGGUUAUUUCAC